This is a messenger RNA of Prinia subflava (tawny-flanked prinia), 1983 nucleotides long. RefSeq names its product RNA binding motif protein 38 (gene RBM38). Gene Ontology annotation, cellular component: cytosol; nucleus. The record is from RefSeq and is a predicted model, not a curated record. Gene Ontology annotation, biological process: regulation of RNA splicing. Gene Ontology annotation, molecular function: mRNA 3'-UTR binding. Bases 203 to 850 code for a protein of 215 amino acids. Lineage: Eukaryota; Metazoa; Chordata; Aves; Passeriformes; Cisticolidae. The transcript has 4 exons.
CGGCGGCGGCGGGGCGGCCGCUACUCCCCGGCACCGGCGGGCGGGCGCGGGGCCGCGCUCCGGCUCCAGGCGCGGCCAUGAGGCGGCUGUAGGGCCCCGGGACCCGCCGCCGCUCCGCUGCCUUCGGCCGCCGCGGGGGGCUCGGCGGGGCGCGGCUCUGCUCGGGGGUGGAUGCCGGCCGGGGCCGGCCGCUCCCGGCACCAUGCACACCGUGCAGAAGGACACCACCUUCACCAAGAUCUUCGUCGGGGGGCUGCCCUACCACACCACCGACUCCUCCCUCAGGAAGUACUUCGAGGUCUUCGGGGACAUCGAGGAGGCGGUGGUGAUCACGGACCGGCAGACCGGCAAAUCCCGAGGAUACGGCUUUGUGACCAUGGCAGACAGAGCUGCUGCUGAAAGAGCUUGCAAAGACCCAAACCCCAUCAUUGACGGCAGGAAAGCAAAUGUGAACCUGGCGUAUUUGGGAGCAAAACCAAGGAGUAUUCAAACUGGUUUUACCAUAGGUGUGCAGCAGCUACAUCCAGCCUUCAUUCAGAGACCCUUUGGACUCACACCUCACUAUGUUUACCCCCAAGCCAUCAUCCAGCCCAGCGUGGUGAUCCCCACCCCCGUGCAGUCCAUCACGUCUCCCUACAUCGACUACACCGCCGCCAGCCAAGCCUACUCCCAGUACACCACAGCUGCCUACGACCAGUACCCCUACGCUGCCUCCCCCGCCGCCGGCUUCGUGGGCUACGGCUACACGGGCACGGUGCAGCCGCCGCUCACCGCCGGCAACCCCGCCGCGCCCGCCGCUGCCUUCGUGCAGUACCAGCCGCAGCAGCUGCAGCCCGACCGCAUGCAGUGAGCCCGGCGCGCCAGGACAAUCUCUCACCGUGCAAGGAUGCGGCUAGGACAGCAAAACGACAGGAAAAAAAACCAAUAAAAGGAACAAAACAAACAAAAAAAACCCCACCCCGCCCCGUCCUUUGCUCCCCUCCUUACGUAGGUGCAUAUCGAUACCUAAGCUAUUUAUAGUGUUGAGGGCGAACCCGAAUCCUUGCAGUCUGAUUGUGCUUAUGAAGGUGGACUUCUGGUAAGGGUUGUUAUUUUUUUUUUCUUCCCGUUUUUUGUUUUUUCUUCAACCUGGACAGAUACUGUCUCGAGGAUGUUCUAAAAGCGGCUGAAAUGUUUCACAGGGAAACUACAGAUUCUUGCACACAUUGCGGUCUGCUUCCAUCACCUGUGGUCUUCUUUCUGCCCCCUCCUUCCUUCCUCAUCCAGCCUACAAUCCUCUUAUUUACUGGUGAGGUACAGAGGUACUCGGAGAACAUGGAAAAAAAAAGCAAUCUUAUUUUUUGGUUGUACAAAAACUUUGUAAUACUCAGAGAUGCCUUACAGAAAAAAAAAAAAAGCAAAAGAAAAACUAUUUUUUAAUAUUUAUUGCGAUUUUGUUCGCAUGAGCUGUGAAUUGCAGACAGAAGAAUAGUAGUAAGUAUCUGCCUUGUUUAAUUCUCAUUUUACUAAAUUAUUGUAUGUAGGUAAAAGUUCUUAAGUAAUUGCUGAAUCACUUCAACAUGCAAAAGGGAAUAUUGGCUUUAAGGAGAGCAGAAUAUUCCUUUAGUCAACGCACUGUACUAUUUUCUUAUUGUAAUUGUUACUCUGUUAAGAUUAUCUCAAAUUUAGGUAUAUUUUUAAAUGCAAAAAACCAACCAAGAAUACUGAACACUUUGUCUACUUUGGUAGAUCUUUUGUUACAAUGCUGCAACCUAUGGAGACAUUUACAGUAUUUAUGUAAAAGAGAUUUGGGGCUGUUGGCCAGCAAGGUUUAGGAGAAUAUCAUGAGUGGAGCAAUAGAGAAAAAGGUGUUAUGUCACUGAACAAAUGGGUAAAUGUAACCUUUUUAUGCCUGUAAUCCAACAGCCAAAUAAAGGAAGAGAACAGGCGAUGUAAGUGCAUUUCUACAAAGACAGCAAUAAACUAUUUUAACUUUUAAAAUUA